AUCGCGCGCGACGCGCUACACACACCCGCUAUCGCGCGUGCAACGCGCGACGCGCGAUGCCCUACAUACUCGGAGUGCCCGAACAUGUCGAGCGCGUGACUCUGCGCUCGACUCUCCCGUCGAUCCCUACCACCUCCACCUCGGCUCGCGUUGCGCAAGCUCACGCGCGACGCCCUGCGCACGACUGUCAUCGCGCGCGACACCCUGCACAUGACCGCAAUCGUGCGCGCGACGCGCGAGGCACUACCUCCACUCUCCUGCACCCAGCUGCCCACCCGACAUGUCCAGCCCGCGUCAAAUCGACGGCACAGCAGCGCAACCUCGCUGUCAAGCCUCGCAUCAGGUUGACAGCGAGGCAGUGUGACCGUUCCGCGUGCCUCGCCACUCGGCCUUCGCUGACGAGACAGACAACAUCGCCCAAGGUGAGCAGCUGGCCGACGAAUGGAUGCCGCAUGCGAAAGGUCAAGCAUGAUGGCAAGUACAGUGGGUGGGGCGAGGUCGAGAGCGAGCAGCGGGUGGGGCGAGGUCGAGAGUGAGCAGUGGGUGGGGCGAGGUCAAGAGCAAGCAAGUGCAGGUGAGUGUUCACUGUGUCUCACAGCUGCCAGGCUCUUGCUGACGAGGAUUGCCAUACCCGUGCUAUGUCCACUGCCGCCUGCGGCCUCGACGUGUUACAUACGACUGCCAUUGGCCCACACGCAACGUUCGGAUGCCCCCGUGUGUGUCCCCCCGUACGAGUCCUCCCGGCGCCUCAGCACCUCGCCUGGCACCCCGCUCGACUUCACGCCCUUGCGCGACUCGCAGGCCACUGCGCAGAUGCAGAAUCCGAAGUCACUCCCGUGCCGACUGUCCAGCCUGCGCUCGCAACACGACUCCCUCGCCGACAGCUUCCUCGCGCGCGCGUUCAUGAAUGUCCCUGAACCGACGCCAUCUGUCGAGGAGCUCAGUGCGGGCCUGUUGUCCUCGCAGUCCUCGCAGUCCCACUGCACUCAGGUGCGCCUCGCUGCGGAGCCUGUGCUCCUCCCGUGUUCAUUCGACAAUGCACGAGUACUGAUGCUUGGAGAGCUGAUGAGUGCUGUGGUGUCAUCGAUGUAGCUCCAUGACAGGGGAGCAGUAUGUACAGAGGACUUGUAUUGGCUUUGUGCAAUCUGAUUGCCCUUCGGGCACUUGUGUACCAGGCUGCAUCACCUUUUGCCUGUUCGCACAUGCAGCAGUAUAA
Rhodofomes roseus is the source of this 1216-nucleotide messenger RNA. RefSeq lists its product as uncharacterized. The record is from RefSeq and is a predicted model, not a curated record. NCBI's taxonomy places the organism in Eukaryota, Fungi, Basidiomycota, Agaricomycetes, Polyporales, Fomitopsidaceae. The transcript has a single exon. The coding region runs from base 442 to 1092 and encodes 216 amino acids.